ACCAAUACUUGCUCUUCUCCUGCCUUUCUGCUCCAAGGCUCGAAUGCUGGCGUAGCUGAAGGAAGAGGGGGGUUGCAUUCGGUUGUUGACGAAUUCUCCGGAGCCGCGGAGCCGCCACCUUUUCAAACUCGUCCCAUCCCGUCGUUAUCAUGAGAAGAAUGUAGGUGCACAGGACAUGCUGCACAGGCCAGGUGUCACAGGCGGUAUGAGGUGCUGCAACAGAAUAUGCGUGCUCUCCUGUAACAGUUCCAUGAAGGCUGGAGAAGCUUUGACAAGCUGCCACGCUGCGUCGUACCGCGGCCCGUACUCGGACAGGCACACAUUUUGUUGGUCCCUGCAGCUACUUUCCAAAAUGAAAAGAUUUGGAUAUCAGGGAACCUCAACAACUCGUCAACCAUGGACGCUGAUCAUGAGGAAGAAGAAGUGACCAGACACCUCAACGGAAGCAACCUUGAAGGUCGCCGAAGUCAAAGUCAGUGUGGGCUGCCAAGCCAUAUUGCCGCGACCCCUCCCACUUGCUCCGUCCGGGGUACCGACCCACGCCGCACUGUGUACCUUCACCCCGGUCAGCUUGACAUUGUUGGAGGGAAGGGACUUUGUCCGACCGUCAUACUUCUUGUGUGCGAAAAGAACUGGUGAUGAUACAGCCAAUAUUGCCCCCAGCGGAUAUCAAUCCAAAAAGGAGCCCUCCUUGCGAUUUCAUUUCAGAUAUCUUCUUGGCUGUCGGAGCGUUUCUUCCAGCCUUUCACCAUUGAAUUUCCUCCAAGGUACUCUUGGCCCAGGGAACUUCAAAUAUAGGCUCGAGAUGCAGCCCCCGGCAGUAGCACCUGCCGAGUCAUGACGUAGAGCUUUCCUAUCCCCAGUUAUUCUCUAGACUGCUCCUUCCUCAUGAAAUUUUCCUAACCGACAUGUUGAAUAUGGCACGAGCAACCUCGCAGAAAGAAGUUGCCAGUGGCGUGUUACUUGCAUGGCUCAAGCCCAGAUAGUGGAUACACAGGCCAGAGACAGUGGGGUGACAAAGAGGGAACCGCCUGCCACUCCCGUCUCCCGCUCUCCCACUCACAACAACAACAACAACAGCAACAACACAUUUAUACCACAUGUCGCUUUUGUAAUCGGCAAAAGAAGAUGCAGCAUUUGCUCAAACGAGCUAAUCUAGCCCCUCGGAGCCGCAGAAGCUGAAGCAGACGCCGCCCGCUUCGCACGGAACAGGGGGGAUGGGUGAGAGGGUUGCAGCGGCCCAGAGACUCGGGCGCGCCCAGCCCUCUUUUUCCAGCCUUUCUCCAACACAUCCUAGACAAUCCUGGGCCAUCAUCGACGCCCCUGCCGGCUUCCAUGCUGGAUCUUGAUUUGGCCGCCAGAUCCCGGACCGGCAACCCCCAAGGACCCUGGAUGCGCCUCAUCCCAACUCUCCACCCCGCCAGACCUCUGGAUGGAGUGUCCGCAACUAUUGCUCACCAACGACUCGACAUGCCUCGACAUAUCACCACCACCUAACAAAACUGCUACCCUUGGCUGCUACCCUUGGUAUUCACUCAAGACCCGACUCCCGUGCCUAUAUGUGAACCAAUAUCACACCUUGCUUAGACUAUCUCCCAAACAGCAGCUCUAUCAGAGGUUGUAGCCUAUGAUACGUCUACGCGCUCUACGACAAGCCCAUCGAUUGCUGUAGCAGGCAUCGACCCCCUCGGACCCGAAGCUGGUCAUGCUGGUCCUGCCCUGUACCGCGCAUGGCAUACCCCCUGCCUAGAGUCGGUGUGUAGGUCGAUGAGAGCUUCUUGGAUCCUGUUGAUCAUCAUCAUCCCCACUGAUCUUACGAAUCUCCCGCAGCUGUGCAUCAGGUACCGUGGACCCUGUUCUCUCCCCGGGAGCUAACUACGGCUCAGCUGCAGCGGCAUCCUCGCCUUACCGUCAGGCUGUCUUGGCUUCGUCAGGGUCGCAGGCUCUUGAGCGUUGUUGUCCUGUGGGCUGCAUUGUCCUCUCACGCAACACGUUUUUUUUCUUGCUAUUUUUCCCGGGGCAGGCAUAUGCACGUCGUCCCAAGGUUUGGUCAAGCGCGGGCGGCUAUAAAAAGGAUCCCUCCCAAGCGCCCUAACGCAGUUGCCGCCCCCAUUCAUCAUCCCCCCAUCUUAUCCCCAGACCUCCCCCGUGUCCCCCUGGUGGCAAUCUUUCAUGCUGUAUCUAUUUCCAGCUGUAGCGCAGUACCUCGCUUGAUCAACGUUCCAAGCGACCUGUACCAGGCUGUUGUUGCCGACGGUUCAGUGCAGAUUCACACGCGAGCAGUGGACGCUUCCAUCCUUCCAACAUUCGAGAAGAGGUCUGAGAGCGAAGACGACCAACAAACCACCCGCUGCUCAGGCUGUCUCCCUUUCAAGAAUUGUGUUAUUAGACACGUUGGACUCCUGGUUCUCCACUUCAGGGACUUGGAACAUCGAACACCCCCCGUUCGUCCAACGAAACCAACACCGACCAUGGCGAUGCCUCGGCCAGGUGACAACUUCCAAGGGGAACAGCCCUUUGCCGACGCCCAGUUCGACAUCUUCGAGUGGCAUCCCUACUUCCAGUCCUGUUUGCGAUACUUUCUCGACCACGCCCAGUACGAAGGUCCGAUCCAGGCCCUCGCCGCCUUUGUCAACAUCCAGCUGCCCUUUCAGAGAUCCACAAAUCCCAUCUUGUCCUCGCGGGCCAAUUCCCCUUCGGGUGGUGGCCCUGGAUUAGCUGCCGGGUUUGGCGCACAGGGCUCGUCGGGUCGAGCAGCCGGUGUUGGACCGGGGAUGGCUGGGCCCGGGGGGGCAGGUCUGUUAGGGGGAUUCCCAUCCCACAUCUCGUUGCUGCCGUAUAUCCGCCGACUGGUGGCGACCGGGUUCGACUUUCCAGCCGUGCUCCAUGGGUUCUUUGGGGACGACUGGCAGAGAGGGAUAGGGCAGUUCCACGAGCAGGAGAGGAGGAAUUAUCUGUUUGCGACAAAGAGCAACAGCUGGCUGGAUGUCAAGGCGGCGUAUGACAUGGGGGCAGAGGAGACGAUACCAUUUUUGAAGCCGUUGCAAAACACGACGGAGAAGGAGAUUCAGGCGGCCGAGGCGGCGUGGAGCGAGUGGUUGGCCAUGCAGGAUUGGAUGGUGGGACCUAGAGGACUGACAGCGAUUAACACCCCCCCACCGGGCGGACACGGACGACGAGGGAAGCCUUAUAUCAAGAGGGAAGAAAACUGAGAAACACAACAUGAGAGAGAAGAGGGCAGGACUGUAUACCUUACUUGACGAAAUUUUCUUUUUUAUAUGGCUGUCAUUUCUUUUGGGGGUAAUCCAUGGCAUUGUGGGCUUGGGCUUUUCGGGAUGGUGGCAUUUUUCGUCUUUGUGUCGGCUCGGGCAUAGCAAGCGGGGUACAAAGGGGGCGGGUGGGUUACGAUGAUUUCUUUUCUUCUCUUUCCGUUAAGCUUUUUCGUUGAUAUAUUGGGAUGGAUGGUUUUAGUUGGUUUCUUUUUGGGACGGGUUAUUAGACCUUGACGAAGUUCAUGAGCGGGAUGUGUAGGGGAGAAGAUACCAACAGUAUGGCAUGGCCUUUUUGACACGAGAUGAUGAUGAUGGAGAUGGGGGGAAUGUGUACGAAGAGACAGCCGGAUGAGUCAUGAACGGAUGAUGAUGUUGGGUAGAAGUGAAUGAAUGGAUGAUUGGUGUCUGGAGUUUUUGGGUUUGUGAUUGUGAGAAGUGUAUGAUGAAUGAUAGGGCGGGGUUGGAUGUGUG
Podospora pseudocomata is the source of this 3743-nucleotide messenger RNA. RefSeq lists its product as uncharacterized. Bases 2028 to 3212 code for a protein of 394 amino acids. The record is from RefSeq and is a predicted model, not a curated record. The transcript has 5 exons. NCBI's taxonomy places the organism in Eukaryota, Fungi, Ascomycota, Sordariomycetes, Sordariales, Podosporaceae.